Phytophthora nicotianae INRA-310 is the source of this 748-nucleotide messenger RNA. RefSeq lists its product as hypothetical. The record is from RefSeq and is a predicted model, not a curated record. The transcript has a single exon. The coding region runs from base 44 to 538 and encodes 164 amino acids. NCBI's taxonomy places the organism in Eukaryota, Oomycota, Peronosporomycetes, Peronosporales, Peronosporaceae.
CUCUGCUGAGACCGCAGGGACUGGGUCAAUAUGAGGAGCACUCAUGCGAUACGCAAGAGGCUGUGCUGCUGCAUCGGUACUGUGCUUGUCAGUCUCCAUUGCUCCUGAAUGCCGUCGAUCGACUCGUCUCCUCUUGGUACGUUCACUCUGUGCUUCGGUUCUCUGCACUUCGGCGAGAGCUGCAGCCACUGCGGACGUCGUCACCAGUCGGUUAAAAAGCGCUUGGAUGACCCCGACGCCGUCUUGUCCGAGUCUCCGUUUCUCCCCGCGUCAUCUAGACUGGGCUCCUUCUCCUCGACGAUCGUCGCCCCCUCUGGAUGUGAGGAGGACACGAUGUCAUGUGCAGACAUCGAUCGAAACAUCGGCCGAGUACAAGUCAAAGCGCACUUGGUCCCAUCCCAAAUGGAGGCGCGAGUCUACGAAACUACAUACCACAAGAGGCAGGCGUCAAGUCCCCCCACCUACAUAUACGCCGGUGCUCUUAGCGGCACCAACAACGCGCUCAAAUUGGAUCCAAGAGUGUUUAGUGCUAUUAUAGUAGCUGUUGACACACUAGCAUUUCUCGGGUCCACGUGACGAAUUCAGCUUGCAGAACGUGGGCGUAGAUUAAUUCAUACUGUCGGAGUUACUUGGUCUCCGGCAGGAUUCCAGCUUGCAACGGAUCUGACACCCUAAUCGAUGGUCUCGCUGGCCAUAACAGCGGAUUUCAUGCACAGGAAAUAUAUUUUAACCCUUUCGCGAACGGGUA